Naegleria gruberi is the source of this 351-nucleotide messenger RNA. RefSeq lists its product as uncharacterized. The record is from RefSeq and is a predicted model, not a curated record. The transcript has a single exon. NCBI's taxonomy places the organism in Eukaryota, Heterolobosea, Eutetramitea, Acrasida, Naegleriidae. Bases 1 to 351 code for a protein of 116 amino acids.
AUGAAAAGGAGGAGAAUUCUCCAUUUGAAAUUGUAUGAUCCAUCCAAAUUACCCCUCACUCCAAAUACAAAUAGUAAAUCAUUCGAGGUGGAGAAGCCAAUCUUUGUACAUAGUAACAAUGACUCGAAAUUUAUUGAAGGUUGUGAAUGGAUUUAUAAGUGUCCACUCAAAUAUGAAGAAUUAUCAUUUUUGAAGGAGAAUUCAAGAUUAUGUAAGGAAUGUUCCAAAGUUGUUUAUUUUGUGAAUAAUAUUGAGGAUUUUACGGAAAAGAUUGAGGAAGGAAAGUGUGUAGCAUAUCAAGCAAAGGUUAAAACGAAUUAUGUUAUUCACAUGGGAAGAAAAUGUUUUUAA